Vollenhovia emeryi is the source of this 698-nucleotide messenger RNA. It is a transcript of the gene mRpL17, whose product is annotated as 39S ribosomal protein L17, mitochondrial. The record is from RefSeq and is a predicted model, not a curated record. NCBI's taxonomy places the organism in Eukaryota, Metazoa, Arthropoda, Insecta, Hymenoptera, Formicidae. Gene Ontology annotation, molecular function: structural constituent of ribosome. Bases 54 to 593 code for a protein of 179 amino acids. The transcript is spliced from 3 exons. Gene Ontology annotation, cellular component: ribosome; mitochondrial large ribosomal subunit. Gene Ontology annotation, biological process: translation.
CCGCGAGCGUCCGCCGACCGGCGCCACGAGCAGACGAAUCGACGUCGGGGAAGAUGAAUCAAGCGAACGUUGAGAAGCUGGUGUCCAAGUUGAGAUACAAUGUCAAGCCACGUCGAAAGUUCCGAACUCCCGACGGCCCGGAGGGACGUCUUCGUAAGAUCCAGAAGACCCUGACGGCUUUGAUCAAGUACGAGCGACUCGAGCUGAAUUAUCCGAGGGCCGACGAGGCCAGAGGUUAUGUCGACCAGCUGAUAUUCGAAGCGAUACGUCAUGGACCUGCGCACAAGGAGACGAUGGACAUGGCUAAUUUCUGGAUAAUCGAGAAGCAACUGGUGCACAAAUUGUUCAAGAUUCUCGUGCCGAGGUAUCAGAACUAUACCACCUCGUUCACGAAGCUUCACAAAGCGCCGAACGUAUAUCCCAUAGGCCACUACGAGAGGGCAAUUUUAGAACUAAAAGGCAACAUAUACCCAAGCGUGGAACAGUACAAUCCGCACGAGCGAAAUCUACUUCACAACCUGCUGCUCGACGCGGCGAAGAAGGAGUACAGGAUGGAAAAGUACCGAGAAGUCGCGGACAAUAUAAAGCAAUAGAAACGAAAGGCAGGGAGAGCCUGCGGGAGAAGCUCUUGUACAGUGCGCGUUUUUGUUAAAUAUUUAGGACUUUUAUUAAAAUAAAAGAGUAUAAAAAAUUCGCGA